AUGUUUCAGUCAGACAAUGUAGAUUCUCUGAAAUUGUUGUCAGAACUGACUGGAUUACUAUUAAAUUAUUUGUCGAUUUUGAUUCCCCCUGAACGGUUACAGAGAGUUACACAAGAUGAGUUGGCCACAUUCAAUUUCAGAGACUGUGUUAUGAAUACUAGGGGCAUUCACUUGGGAUAUUUGUUUGUGGAGGAAUCUGCGAAUGUACCUAUACAAGAUUUAAACAUCAUUAAAGAAAGAUGUACUCAGUGUCUUAUUCGUCUCUGUGAAGAAAUCCAAAUGCGAUUACCAAACAAUAUUAAAUUAUUAGAAAAAAAUUCAAUUUUCUCGCCCCAAAUCGCGACAAGCCAAGUAAGACCUAAUAUUGAAGAUAUAGUUGUUGGUUUCAAGGAUGUGCUUGGAGGAGUGGAAAAUGUUGAUGCGACGCUGCAAGAGUGGAGAAUUCUACCUCUUCAGCAAUGGAAAAAAACCAAAACAGCUGACGAGUUUUGGGGAGAAGUGUUGUCAUACAAAAAUGCUUGUGGCGACGCAGCUUUCUUUAAUUUAACAAAACUUGCCACGGCUAUUUUAAGUUUGCCAUUUUCUAAUGCUGCUGUAGAACGGGCGUUUUCUAUGAUGAACAUCGUCAAAAAUAAAUUGCGAAACAGAAUGCUCACGAAAACCGCAGACCAUAUAAUGAGUGUGAGAAGUGCCUUACAAGACCGCGGCGGGUGCACAAAGUUUGAGCCAAGCACUACAAUGUUGACUUUAUUUAACUCUGAAAAUGUGUAUCAAACGGGAGAUGAAGAGAAUGUUAAUCAAGUACUUGCUAUUUUUAAUGAAGAUUAA
Molecule: messenger RNA, 828 nt
Organism: Parnassius apollo (apollo)
Lineage: Eukaryota; Metazoa; Arthropoda; Insecta; Lepidoptera; Papilionidae
Source: the annotation of a GenBank genome assembly